AUAUUUAUUGUGUACUCCGGCAUGAGUUUUGAUGUCUUAAUACCAAGUUUUGUACGGCUAACCUGACCGAGUGAAUGCCUAGCUUAAAAUGUUAGCUCGUCCAACUCGACUAUGUCCGCCUUAAAUCCAUGUCCAAGCCAUAUUACAUAGAUAUGUUCUUUAUUUUAAAAAAAAGGUGCCAUAAAUUCAGGAAAGCGUGUGGAUUGAGAAAAAAAUAAGUCACGUUGGCUGUAUGGCUUUUCAGUACAACAGUAAUGUUAACGGCCCCCCCCCUUUUUUUUUUUGCUAGGUAAAUUUAUGCCGGCAUUUGCCUGCCUUGGUGCCUGGAGUUUCAUAAACUAGCUGUUAGCCACUCUGCUCCUUUUUUCGUUAGUCUCUAUUUUAUUCUGGUUGAGUCUGUUUAUUUAACAUGGUUUGAUUCGUUUUCAAUUCCAUUUGAGGGACAUAUUUUUGUAAACGGGAUGGUGUGACUUGUGGUCGACAGUCUUCUUACCCCGCUACUCUGAAUUAUUGGAACUGUAAGCAGGUGCUAAUAGUCCAGCUAGCUAUGCAGUUAACACUGAAUUGGGCGCGAGUGAUGAUUUGCACAAACCUUUCUUGACUCCUCCAUUACCGUUGCUAAUGCUAAAGGAAAAGUUGAAGAACAAGCGAGGCGACUUCAUGAACUGUUCUAGUUGUUGCUAAUGUAAAAGGUGCUCAGUAACUGUCUAACCUUGAUAAGAGUCCCAUGAAGUCAAAUUACUUUGCACCCAAGACACAUUAAUCGGUAAAGUUUAAUCAUUAUGUUUUGUGUAAGUGAUGUAAUGUAAGUUGAAUUAACUUUUGAAGCAGUUGGCACAUGUUUUACAUGUGACAGCAUUCCAGUACUAAAAGUGAAUGACUGAGGAAUUAUGUGUUGCAGGAACCAUGUUGAUUAAAACAAGACUUGGCGAACAACAAACAUUUGUCUGACUAACAGAGCCAUCUCUGAAGGAGUUUUUGAUUACAGCAUUUGCAAAAUUUGGCGUGCCAGUUAUAAGAGGGCGUGAAGGUUGUUGACAGUUCUGGGACUGAGCUGGAUGAGGAUGUUGUUAAGGAUCCCUUGGCUGGAGUCCUAACCAUCAAAUAUAAAACUGGUUUGUUACAUUUGUCAUUUAUGUUAGUAUUUAAUGAGCUUGCUAAUUCAUUGUGGUUAGUGUUUUUGUGUUUCAUCUGCUUCUCUUAUGAUCAAAAUUUGUCUCCUUGGUGGAAUUGCCUGAGGAAUCUCAGCCAAGCUCGUCUGAUUCUCAAGAGAUACUCAUUCUUUCAGAGAGUCCUUCUGCUAAACAAGCAGCAGCUAGACACAGAACCUGAACAAUUGGUGGAAUCCAUUCUCAACAACACACCUGGUGGAGAAAGGAUCAUGAAGGAAUUUAAUCGAAGCAAGUGCCUCACAGAUGAAACCAGAAGGAAAAUGGUUAACAUACUGGCAGCUGAUAUGACAGAGAAGAUUGGGAUCUCACCACGCAGAGAGGUUAAAGAAAUGUAUUCCAGAGGAAUCGUGAGCUUUUUUCCCUACCUCAUUGAUCCAUUCUCCAGGAAAGGUUAUGUAAGUAUCAUACAGCUGUGUUACUGUUAAAUGAUGCAUUGAAAACUUUUAAUUUCUAUCAGGUCAUUUAUUUAACUGAUGCAGUUGCUUUGCACAUGAGUUUCCUUAGGUUGCAGUUAUGAAAUUGCUGCUGAGAUUUUUUUUAUUUCACCUUUCAACAAUGUUUUAUAUAAACCUUCUAAAAAUGUAACAAAUGAGGCUACAAACACUUGAAACCCAUAAAUCUAGAUGUGUAUAUUGCCUGUAAAAAAAUGCGUGAAACUGAGACACAUUAAAGAGAACUUGGAGACAUUUUAGUAUAGACAUACCUAGGAGUUUUGCUAUUUGGAACAGUUUGGUGCCAUCUAGAAAAGUGGAUAUUCAUCACUAAACUUGUUUUUUUUUACUUGUCUAAAAUUGCUUCAUUUAAAUUUUUAAAAACUAAUUACCAUUCUUUUACCAUCCCUUAACUCUGAUUUUAAUAAAACAAAAGAAACUUCUGUGUUUGACUAACUGGAAAAUAUUAAUUUAAAGUUUUAUAUGUGAACACUUCUCAUUUUCACAAGUCUAAUCAAAAAAUCUACAUCAAAUACUUUAUGGCACUCAAUUGUGUCCUGCCACAGCUCUAAACUGUUUCUUUUGUAGAUCAGACCAAGACUAAUUACAAGCUCCAUAGUAAAUUAGUUUUCACCUUCAGGAUGCCAGCCUUCUGGCACCAACCGCAAUACUUCCUUGACCGGAUUGCAUCGCUGCCAUAGUAACAUGAUAUGCAGGUCUGUGUUGACAUGGGUGCACAAAUGGGUGUCGGUGAACAUGUGUGGUGUGUACAUGAUAGUGUAACUUCUGGGUGAAAUGUGACAAGUUAUAUUUUUAUAUUCUUAGAUGUCUGCUCUCAGCAGAUUUGCUUGUUGUGUCAGUCAAAAUCAUGUGAUCUGUCAUUUUAUUGACAUCUGCCUAUUUUUUGAUUCACUUGCUUGUAGUUGUAACUGUUUGGUUUGCAUAGAAAUUCUUCAUCAGCUUUUAGUUAUGAUUCUGACAUUUCUGUGGCUAUGUCUGCUUUUGCCAUCCUUUCGAUCCCCAAGGAGCAUUAUUACGAUGCUGCAAGUGGUAUCGGGUACUUAGCCUGGAGGAUAAAAACUAUUCAAAGAUCCACUGCUAGAGACAGACGAACAUCAUAUGGAGCAAAAUGCAAAGAAGCAUUGCGUGAACAUGGGCUUGGGGGACCAGCUGUCAGACAGGAGACCCAGUUUGUUCCAGAGACUGUCCUGAGUGAAGAAGAGUGUAAGGAAGCCAUAGCACUGAUUAAGCAUUCAGCCGAUGAGGACACAAUCAAGAAGGAGAUGAAGCUCACAUUUGACUUCCGGUGCAACACGGUCCUCCACCCCCAACAGCCAAGCAACAUACUCUCUGUGUUUCCACGUUUCAAAGAUGUCAAAGGCUUGGUGGAGCAGGAUUUUGUCCUGAUGUUUGGAGAAGACGUGUCUGGCAAGUUUCUGGAGCAACAGAUGACGUUCAAGAGAAAGAUCAUCCAACAAUGCAGAAAACUUCCAACCACCAGUGACCUUGAAGAACUUCUCCUGGCAGCUGACCCUCCUGAGGAUGCCACUGAAGUGGAUGAUGACAUGAGUUGGGAUAAUGACCUCUCAUCAAUUUUGCUGCUGCAACACCUCAUUCCCCCCUCUGCAUUGGGCCGAAAGAAACCUUGGAAGAUGUCUGGGAGAAGCAUCUUGUGGACUUCAAGAAGACAGAAACCAGCAUUCAAGAACAUCUUGAUGCCAUCAUGAGCACACAACCAUAUCUGCUGGCUGUGGGACAGAGGAAGAAAGUAGAUCACCAGUUCUUCAUCCUUGACAAAAAUGUCAUUGCUUGCAGGUCAACCUCUUCUCUUGGUGCUUUUGACGAACUGUUUAAGGCACAUUAUGUGUUUGCCGCAACAUACAACCCUGUGCUGUGCAACAUAUUCAUAUUCAUCCAAAUCACUGUGUACAAUAUAGAUGUAGGCAAAGUGAAGGAAAAUCCUUGUGUGGUAGAAAUUUGGGCUAGGUUGAUUCACUAGUACGUGAACAGAUUUGUUUGGCAUGAAAUGUUUUGUUUGUGAGGCAAAGUUAAGUUGCACAAAUGUACUUGUUCGGCAUAUACGAGUAGUUCAUGGUUACUUGGAUGGAAAAAAUCUUCGCCUUAAAUGUGCUCAGUCUGGAUGUGGCCGUGUGCUUGGAACCUUUUCUGGGUUUAGGAAACACUUAAACACCAAACACACUAACAAUACUGACCAACAAGUCAGCAAUGUCAAUUCAAGCAGAGCAGACCUUGGUAAUGCAGAAGAUCUGGCAACAGCUAAUGUAGAAGAGACAGCCACAACAUCUACACAGUUGAAGUCCAACAUCAGCAUUGUAGAUAUGUGUGCUACUGCUAUCGCACAACUCGGAGCAGCUGGAUUAAGCCAGUCUACUGUUAAGAGAUUUGUCUCAUCCAUGGAAGAAGUGAUUUUUGAGACUCACAGUCAGGCUAUGGAUGUAGCUUUACAGUGCUUGCCUUCAGAGGAUACACAAAACAAGACCAAAAUAGAACAAUCAUUCAGAACAUUGGAAAAUCCAUUUACACCUCUAAAUUCAGAAGCAAAGUUAAACAAACACUUGAGAGAGAAAUGGGGAUUGGUUGAACCUAUUGAAAAAGUGCUUGGCACAAGAUUUGACAGCAGAAAAAACAAAAGUACUGGGACAUAUGAUCAAGUCACUGAUAGGUUUGCAUAUAUACCCAUUUUGGAAACACUGAAGAGUAUUUUGCAAAAAAAAGAACUUCCAGAAAUGUUCAAGCUUGGGUAUAUUCCCAAAGAAGGUGUUUAUGCAGACUUGAGAGACGCCAUCCAUUUUAAAGAAAGUCCCCUAUUUUCUUUGCAAAAAGAUGCCCUUCAGAUUCAGCUGUUUUAUGACGACUUUGAAACUGCAAAUGUAUUGGGACCUAAAAAGGGGUUACAUAAAUUAGGUGCUAUCUAUUUCACUCUAAGAAAUUUCAGUCCAAUCUUUAAUUCGUCUUUGCUAAAUAUUCAUUUGUGUGCUCUAUUCCAUGCACAGGACAUCAAACGAUACAGUUUUAAUUUGAUACUUGAACCUCUUGUUAACGAUCUGAAAGUACUUGAGACAGAGGGACUUAAAAUUCCAACCUUUGAACCUGUGAUUUAUGGUACUGUGGUUCAGGUUACAGGUGACAAUCUUGGAUUGCAUGGUCUGUUUGGCUUUGUGGAGUCAUUUGGUGCUCGCUAUUGCUGUCGUUUUUGUCUCCUUGAAAAGCACAGUUUUCAAACUAUAUUCUCUGAAGAUGAACAUGCACAACACUGUCAAACUGUACAAGCAGAUCCUAGGCUUCCUCAUGUAUAUGGUGUGAAACGUGUUUGUCUAUUGAAUUCACUUCAGUAUUUCAACACGGCUAACAAUUUUUCUGUAGACAUGAUGCAUGAUAUUCUUAAAGGGGGUUGGUCAGUUUGAGGUAAAACUGAUUCUGAAGUACAUUCAUAGCAACUUCCUAAGUACUGAACAAGUUGCUGGUAGAAUACAUGCAUAUGACUAUGGUUUCAAUCAGCAGCGAAACCGCCCACCUUUGUCAACAGAUAAAAUGCUGGAUGGAAGUAAUGACUUGGGUUUAACAGCCAUGCAGUUUUGGUGCUUGUUACGCAAUAUGCCUCUGCUAUUUGGUGAUUUGAUUCAAACAGAUGAUAAACACUGGCAUCUCCUACUUUUGCUUCUACAUAUUGUUAGCAUUGUAUUUUCGCCAGUCUUGUCAGAAGGCAUGACAAUGUACCUCAAACAUUUAAUCAUUGAUCAUCAUCGGUUGUUUAAGCAAUUAUUUCCGAAAAUAAAUCUCUUGCCAAAGCAUCACUUCAUGAUACAUUACCCUCGUAGUAUAAGGCACAUUGGUCCAAUUUUGCAUACAUGAUGCAUGCGUUACGAAGCCAAACAUAGUUUCUUCAAGAAACAAUUAAAAAGCUUUAAAAACAUUACUAAAACAUUAGCGAAAAAGCAUCAAAGUUACAUGGCAAUGUAUCAUGAAUCAUUUGGCCAGGAAAGAUUCAGUGUAGGUCCAGGAAAGAUGGUGACACUUUGUGAGUUAAAAGAGGGAGAAGCGAUUGCUGCAAAGUUUGGAAUUGUUUCGACAACCAGUGUGUUUUCUGCCAAGUGGAUAAAAUACUAUGGUACAGAGUACCGUCCUGACUUUAUUAUAUGUACUGAGCAGUGACGUGCGGUGAGGUUCAUAGCUGGUGAGGCACUGAUGUCAUCAGAAUCAGAUUUGCAAAUAGAUGCAUAGAUUGACAGCAGUUUACAGGUUAUGUUUCACUUCUGCAUCCUUACACAUACAAACUGUAGCUCACAAAACACACAUUUCCUUAAAAAACAAAACAAAAUAAAUGUUAUUACUGUC
Molecule: messenger RNA, 5959 nt
Organism: Xiphophorus hellerii (green swordtail)
Lineage: Eukaryota; Metazoa; Chordata; Actinopteri; Cyprinodontiformes; Poeciliidae
Exons: 8
Coding region: 3625-5028 (467 amino acids)
Source: RefSeq, a predicted model, not a curated record